Arabidopsis arenosa is the source of this 3078-nucleotide messenger RNA. NCBI's taxonomy places the organism in Eukaryota, Viridiplantae, Streptophyta, Magnoliopsida, Brassicales, Brassicaceae. The record is from the annotation of a GenBank genome assembly.
GGAAGCACAUAAAGGAGUAAGACACUGUCAGUACAGAGAGAAGAGUUCAAAUUCUCUCCUUUUGUAUCACCAUUCAUGGCUGCGAAGCUUCUUCUUCAUACAUUGGCAGAUGAAAACUCGGAUCUGCAGAAGAAAAUUGGAUGUAUGAAUGGGAUUUUUCAAAUCUUUGAUCGCCACCAUGUUCUCACAAGCCGGCGUCAAAGUCUUACUUUAGGUAAUGCACGUGUCAAUAGUAUCAACUUUGAAAGAUGCUCUGUGGAUGAAAUAUAUCAGCAAAGAUCAGCAUUUCAUUCUCAAGACUCAAACCAUAUUAGUGGAAAUGGAUCGAGUGAGAAACUAACAAGGGUAUCAACAGAAUCUUCGAGGGUUUCUUUCUCAUCGUCAUGUUCAUCAUCUUCCCCGUUGUCUUCUGAGGUCAACAGAGAAGUACAGCUUGAGAUUUCUGCGGAUGACCGAGUCAUUUUUCCAGAAUCUCCUACAAGUGAUCCAGUGAUGAGCCAAGGAAGUGGUGCACGUAUGGGACUUGACCUUAGAGAUGUUGUUAGAGAUUCUAUGUAUAGAGAAGCUAGAGGGCUUUCUGAAGUAUGUAGGCAAAACAGAAGAGAGGAUUCUCCAAGACCCUAUGGUUUGAAGCAAUCCACGCCUGUCGAUUUCAAUGAGUCCUGCAGAGCUUUAGCCAAACUUAGAAAAACAUCUCAUCAUUAUUACAAUGAGGUUGAUAUGAAAGAUACAUCCCGUUACUAUGUUGAUUCUCGCGGAAAGUCGAAAUCCGGGAAGAAGCUGAAAGAGUUGCCUAGGCUUUCGUUGGACAGUAGAGACCACGUUGAUCUCAAACCAGGUAAUAAGCUUAUUGAAAGUUUCAGUAGAAGCUCUAGCAUGAACAAAGUUUCAGGUAGCCCGAAACGGCCUCCUAGUGUUGUUGCGAAGCUAAUGGGCUUGGAAACAUUACCGGGUUCUCCUUUGAGCAGAGACAAAAUCAACAUGUUUGAUGAUAACAGUGAUCCGUUCUCAAGAUCAUUGAGGGAAAAUAGCCUGAACCGUUCUCUUCGGUUUUCUCCUAGCUCAUCGAGAAGCUUAGGUAAGGACCCUGCUGCUUCUUCUCCAAGAUGGAGAAGCUCUGAGUUUGUUAUGAAACCCUUAUCAAGUUUGAGAUAUCCCAUUGAACCAGCUCCUUGGAAGCAAACUGAUAGAAACCGGUUUUCUCAAAAGCAAGCCUGCAGGUCUGUGAAAUCUCUGUCGCAGUCAAUGGAGGGAAGAUUGAAAGAUCUCGAGUUUAAACAUUCGGGAAAGGAUCUCAGAGCUCUUAAAGAUAUAUUAGAGGCAAUGCAAUCAAAAGGUCUCUUUGAUACUCGAAAGCAACCACAAUGCUCAAACUUGGAAGCUCAAAGAGAUUACGAACUGGCAGAUUCUGCAACUUCUAACCAUGAUUCAAUAGACCUGCGAAACCCGGUGAUGCCAUCCAAUAUCAGAGGCCCAAUUGUGAUAAUGAAACCUGCCAGACUUGUUGAAAAAUCUGGUAUCCCUUCAUCAUCCCUGAUUCCCAUUCACAGUCUAUCCGGUCUUAAUAAGACUUGCAGAGAAGAACCUGCAAAUGCUAGAAGAAGUUCAACAAGUAGAAAGGCAGCAAAAGAUCGUAGUCCUGGAAACCAAAGAGCUGAACCAUGUAUCAGUUCUGAUAAGAAAUCUAGCAGCAGAAACGUGAGGUCUUCUCAGGUUUCCAAAGAAAGCACUUCAAAGAAUUCAGGAUCUGCAAGUCCAAAACUGCAGCAGAUGAAGCAUGAGCAAGACAAGCGUUGUCGGCCACCAGCGUCUCCAUCUGACUCAAGCAAAUUAAGAAAACAAAUAAACCGACAACCCGUGGAAUCUACUACUUCUCCUGGUGGUAGACGUAGUAGACCCAGGGAUCAGAGGAGCUUGCAGCAAAAUGAUGGCCAACUAAGUCAAAUGAGCAAUAAAUCUAGGACUAAAACAGAAGCCACCGUGAGUAUCGAAAAUGGUGGAAAGAGUCCAUCUGUAAUAGAGGCAGCCAAAGCUGUAGUCUCUAACUUAAUACAGAAUAAGUCCAGUCCAACGUUUAGUGAAGAUGGAUCAUCAGAACAUCCAAGUCCAGUUUCUGUUCUCAAUGCAGAAAUCUACAGAGAGAUCGAACCCUCUCCUGUGAAAAUCCAAGCUAGUGAAGGCAGUGUUAAUGGCCCUAUUGACUCGGGAGUUGAACAUUGCGAGGAGGACCAGUGGAAUCCAGCUUAUAGCUUCUCAAAGCCAACAACCAGCUUUUCGCCAGAGAUGAACCGAAAGAAGCUUCAGAAUGUUGAGCAUUUGGUUCAAAAGCUAAGAAGACUAAACUCUAGCCAUGACGAAACCAGUCAAGAUUACAUUGCAUCUUUAUGCGAGAACAGUGAUCCAAACACUGAUCACAGAUACAUUUCCGAGAUUCUUUUAGCCUCGGGUCUUCUCCUCAGAGAUCUCGGCUCAGGGUUAACUACUUUUCAACUGCACCCUUCAGGCCACCCAAUCAAUCCGGAGCUGUUCCUUGUUCUUGAGCAAACUAAAGGAUGCAGCAGCAGCAGCAGCAAUGAAAAGCUCAACCGCAAACUUGUGUUUGAUGCUGUUAAUGAAAUGCUCGGGAAGAAGCUUCCUUUUGUUGAGAGCAAUGUAGAUCCAUGGAUGAAGCAAGCUAAAGCGAGGAAGAAGGUCUUAAGUGCACAAAAUCUCUUGAAGGAACUAUGUUCAGAGAUAGAGACACUACAAAAGCAAGCCAAGAAGAGAUCUGAAAACUUGUUGUUGUUGGAAGAAGAAGAAGAAGAAGAUUUCUUGAAAUGUAUAUUGGAUGAAGAUAUGGCAGUCCGAUCUGGGAAAUGGACAGACUUUGAUGAUACAAUCCCUGGUUUAGUGCUUGACAUGGAGAGGCUUCUCUUCAAAGAUCUGGUGAAUGAGAUAGUGCACGGUGAGAUUGGUCGGCUGCAAGGAAACUCAAGGAGACAGAAAACGGUUUUGGCUGACGAGUAGAUAUUGAUUUAGUCGUUUUUUGAUUCUCUGUAUUCUAAAGCCGUAUAUAUAUAAUACAAGUCAAUAGUCAUG